Molecule: messenger RNA, 6714 nt
Organism: Salvelinus namaycush (lake trout)
Lineage: Eukaryota; Metazoa; Chordata; Actinopteri; Salmoniformes; Salmonidae
Product: rapamycin-insensitive companion of mTOR-like
Exons: 37
Coding region: 35-5179 (1714 amino acids)
Biological process (GO): TORC2 signaling; positive regulation of phosphatidylinositol 3-kinase/protein kinase B signal transduction
Cellular component (GO): TORC2 complex
Molecular function (GO): protein serine/threonine kinase activator activity
Source: RefSeq, a predicted model, not a curated record
CGAAGUUUCCGGGGUUGUGUAUGUUCCUGGAAACAUGGCGGUCAGCAUCCGCGGCCGUCCGAUCCGAAGUCUUCGGAUGCGAGGUCGGAAUGACAGUGGGGAAGAGAACGUACCGCUCGAUCUGACCAGAGAACCCUCUGACAACUUGCGUGAAAUUCUUCAAAAUGUUGCCAAGCCACACGGCGUCACCAACAUGCGGAAACUGGGCCACCUGAACAAUUUCAUAAAGCUGCUAAUCAGCAUUGGCCACUGCGAGGAGAAGUUUGGGUUUACAUAUGAAGAAAUCAUCAUCUGCCUGCGGUUAGCCCUGCUGAAUGAGGCCAAGGAGGUGCGUGCUGCAGGCCUGAGGGUUCUGAGGUACCUCAUCAGAGACAGCAACGUGUUGCAAAAGGUCCUCAGAUUGCAGGUGGACUACUUGAUUGCCAGGUGCAUUGACAUCCAGCAGAGCAAUGAGGGGGAGAGGACUCAGGCCCUCCGACUGGUCAGAAAGAUGAUCACAGUGAACGCUCUACUGUUCCCCAGUUCUGUCACCAACUCUCUGAUCGCCGUGGGAACAGACGGGCUGCAGGAGAGGGACCGCAUGGUGCGCGCUGCCAUUGCCAUCGUCUGCGAACUUGCGUUGAAGAACCCAGAGGUAGUGGCCAAUAGGGGGGGUCUCAGCACCAUAUUAAAGAGUGUGAUCGACUGUCAGCUGAGCCGCAUCAAUGAGGCUCUGAUCACCACCAUCCUCCACCUGCUCAACCAUCCACACACCAGGCAAUAUGUACGCAAUGAUGUGGAGCUGGAGCAAAUCCUAGCACCUUUCACAGACUUCCACUACCGUCACAAUGCAGACACAUCAGAGAUCCAGCUCAAGGAGGACCGCGAUGCUCGUUUCCUGUCCAGCAGGAUGGCUAUAGUAGCUGCCUUCCGCUCCUGGUCUGGGAUCAUUAACCUCUGUAGGGCCGGGAACUCUGGGAUCCAAUCCCUUAUUGGUCUGCUGUCUAUACCAAAUGUGGAAGUGAGGAAAGGUUUGAUGGAGGUAUUGUAUGAGAUAUUUAGGCUACCUCUCCCCAUCGUAACCCAGGACUUUACGGAAGCACUUCUCAGCGUGGACCCCAGUAGGUGCCAGGACAGCUGGAGACUGUCUGAUGGCUUUGUGGCUGCGGAGGCUAAAGUCCUCCUGCCUCAUCGAGCAAGGUCCAGGCCUGACCUGAUGGAUAACUACCUGGCUUUGGUACUGGCUGCCUUCAUCUCCAGUUGCCUGCUAGAGGGCCUGGUAGAAGUUGUGACCAGCAGUGAGGACCAGAUAUCAGUGAGAGCCACCAUCCUACUGGGAGAACUGCUACACAUGGCCAACACCAUCCUCCCUCACUCCCACAGUCACCACCUGCACUGUCUGCCCACCCUUAUCAACAUGGCUGCCUCUUUUGACAUCCCCAAGGAGAAACGCCUACGGGCGAGUGCGGCAGUCAACCACUUGAAGCGUUUCCAUGACAAGAAGAAACAAGGACCCAAACCCCAUAGUCUGUAUCUGGACCACAUUGUCCGCAAGUCUGUGUCUGCACACCACCGGAGAGAGACACACACACGCGUACACAGAGACAUCUAUGCUAUUAAGGACACGGAGGAAGCCCUGAUGUUGAACCUGAGAGACAGUCAGAUCCUUAACCACAAACAGAACCUUGACUGGAACUGGCUCCUCAUCGCAACUAUCCUCAAGUGGCCUAACGUUAACCUCAGGAACAACAAAGAUGAACAGAUGCACAAGUUUGUGCGGAGACUGCUGUACUUCUAUAAACCCAGCAGUAAGCUGUAUGCAGGGCUGGAGCUGGACCAUCCUAAAGCCAGACAGCUCACUGUGGUGGGAUGCCAGUUCAUCGAGUUCCUCAUAGAGUCUGAUGAGGAUGGCCAGGCGUACCUGGAGGAGCUGGUGAAGGACAUGGUGGCCUGGCUGUCCUUGUCCUCUGGUCUGAAGCCUGACCGCUGUCUCCAGAGCAACGGGCUGCUCACCACCCUCAGCCAGCACUACUUCUUGUUCCUGGGGACCCUCUCGGCCCACCCACACGGGGUUAAACUGCUGGAGAAGUGCGGCCUCUUUCAGAGUCUGCUGAACCUGUGCUCUGUGAAGAAUCAGGACGCUGUGUUGAAGCUGGCUGUGUCUACUCUGGACUACAGCACAGAUGGACUGGCCAGAGUCAUCCUCUCCAAGAUCCUCACUGCUGCCACUGAUACGUGCAGGCUGUAUGCCACCAAGCACCUGCGUGUGUUGCUGAGGGCAGGGGUGGAGUUCUUCAGUAACUGGGGCAUGGAGCUGCUGGUCACCCAGCUGCACGACCACAGCAAGGCGGUCUCCAUGGAAGCCCUGGACAUACUGGACGAGGCCUGCGAGGACAAGGCUAACCUCCAUGCUCUGAUCCAACUCAAACCGGCUCUGACCCACCUGGGAGACAAGGGCCUUCUGCUGCUCCUCAGGUUUCUGUCUAUUCCUAAGGGCUUCUCCUACCUCAAUGAGAGGGGCUAUGUCAGCAAACAGUUGGACAGAUGGCAAAAGGAGUACAACCUGAAGUAUGUAGAUCUGAUUGAGGAGCAGUUGAAUGAAGCGUUAACUACAUACCGGAAACCUGUGGACGGAGACAACUACGUCAGACGCAGCAACCAAAGGUUACAGAGACCAAAUGUUUAUCUUCCUGUGCACUUGUAUGGUCAGCUAGUCCAUGAUAAGACAGGCUGCCACCUACUAGAGACUCAGAGCGUGGUCCCUGACCUCAGCUACACGGUUCGCUCCCCGAUGCUGGACACCUGGGAGGGCAUCAAACAGCUGAAGGCAGCCCUCUGGGCUCUGGGUAACAUUGGGUCAUCAAACUGGGGUCUGAACCUGCUUCAGGAGGAGAACGUCAUCCCUGACAUCCUGGCCUUGGCACAACACUGUGAGGUCCUGUCCGUACGGGGAACGUGCGUGUACGUCGUUGGCGUGAUCUCCAAGACGCGGCAGGGCUGUGAAGUGUUGAAACAGUAUGGCUGGGACACAGUCAGACACAGUCGCCAGACACUGUGGCCCGUCACCCCAGACGAGGUGGACAAACCGAUGACCUCUGAACUUUCCUCCGUACCGAGCACGCUCAGUCUCAACUCCGAGUCCACCAGCUCCCGGCACAAUAGCGAGAGCGAGUCCCAACCCAACAUGUACAUCCUGGAUGAUGACAAGUCUGAGAUGUUGGACCAAUCAGACGACGCCUCCCUCUACCUGCGUUCCAAACCCAUGAAGGACCGCAGCCCCUUCACCAUCCUGGCCUCCACCCGUUUUGUACGCAACCGCUUUCUCAACUCCCUCUCGCUCCCCAGCAAGAAGUUGCGCUCCACCAGCGACCCCAAGUCAAUGGGGGGCAGCCGCACCCCCACCGAGCCCAAACUGGGAGGGCUGAGGAGGAACAGGACGGUAACGGAGCCCUCCAUCUACUCCUCGUCGCAAGGCGAUGUGUUUACGUCUGUGUUCAAUGUGAGAGGCAUGCCCAAGAGUCCCACAGUCAGCCUGGAAACCUCCUUUGUGGGGAUCAGGGACUCUGUGGGGGGGUCUGAGGAGCAGCUGGGAGAGGGGAGGCUAUCCCGGGCUGGUGGAGGGGGGUCUGGGCUGGGGGGUCCUGGAGAGCCCCCGUCCAGGGAGCAGAGUAGCCGGGAACGUCUAGCGGGAGGAGAUGGGGGAGGGACUCAGUUUAAAAGCCGCAGUCAGAGCUUCAACACAGACACCACCACAAGCGGCAUCAGCUCCAUGAGCUCCAGCCCCUCCCGCGAGACUGUGGGAAACCCUGAGCAUCCCGAGCCAGACUCGUCGGACUGUGUCAGCCUCAACACAGUGGUCUCGGCUAAGACGGUCAAAAUGCUGUACACCCUCGCCCCAACCCAGGCCCACACCAACCACCUGCCUCUCUCCAAGUCUAGCUCUGUCUCCCUGGUCCCCCCUGGCUCCUCACACACCCUCCCCCGCAGAGCCCAGAGCCUCAAGUCUCCCUCGGUGGCGGCCAUUAAGAGCCUUGCAGACUGCAGUUUCAUGUACACCAGCCCGCGGGAUGCACUAGGCUAUGCUACUCUGAAGAGGCUGCAGCAGCAGAGGAUCCACCCGUCUCUGUCUCAUAGUGAGUCGUUAGCGUCGCCCGCUAAAGACGUGCUCUUCACUGACACUAUCACUAUGAAGACCGGUAGUCUGGACUCGAGGCUAACGCCGCGCAGGUUUCUGAAGGCGUUGAGCUUUGCGUCUCUGGACAAGGAGGAUCUGCUGAGCCCCAUCAACCAGAUCACUCUGCAGCGUUGCUCGUCGGUGCGCUCCAUGGUGUCCAGCGCCGCCUACGGCUGUAACGACGACUACGUGGGCCUGGCGCUGCCCAUGGACAUCAACGACAUGUUCUACAUCCGAGAGACGCCCUAUUUCCAACAGAGGACUAGCCCGCCCGCCGGCGAGAAGUGUCCGUUCUACUUUGGAGACUCAGACGGUGAUGGUGAUCGUCCCUAUCCUCCUAUCCCACUGCUGAAGCAGCAGUUCAGUAUCUCAGAGCUGAUGGCCAGCAGAGAGAACAACCAGAACCAUAUCCUGGGUCCAGAGGAGACGGGUCUACAGGAACACACUGACGACAACUGUCUCUACUGCGUAGGAGCUACUGUACUGGGCUACCCCACACAGCCUCAGAUCAACAACGCACACACACGCACUGACUACAUAGACUUUCCGUGGUCGAGUCAGACCAGCCAUCGUCUGGAGGUGAUGCCUCAGUCCAAGUUCUCUGGCGUCUCCGGCUGCAGCGACGCUGCUGUGUCACAGGGAUCCGUCUGCAGCACACCUACUCCUGCUGACAUAGUGCUAGGUGGCAAGGCAAUAUCUGAAGACGGCCCGGCCUGUCGGGUCCUGCUGAGGAAGGAGGUGCUUCGCCUCGUCAUCAACCUCAGCUCUUCUGUAGGAACCAAGGGCCACGAGACAGGACUACUGACGAUAAAAGAGAAGUUUCCCUAUGCGUUUGAUGAUAUCUGUUUGUACUCUGAGGUGUCUCACCUGCUGGCCCACUGUAUGUUCCGCCUGCCCUCUCGACGCUUCAUACAGGAACUCUUUCAGGACGUACACUUCAUACCGAUGUACGAGGAAGCAGAAGCGAUCCUGUCGAAGCCACCAAAGCCCGUCGGAGUGGAUGUAGACCCUUCCACGAAGUUCUGACCUUCCUCGUCUCUGUCCUCCCCUCCCUAUUGAGACGCUGCUUUCCCUCCAACCCUCACAUAGAGAUACAGAGCGCAACAUAGUGAAAAAAGGGAGAUGGAGAGAAUAGGGGGGCAAGGAUAAAAGAGAAGAGGGGAGAAGUUUUGCUGAAGUUCAAGAUGGAGGGAGCAUGGGUGAGAGAAGGAAGGGAUCAUGGAUGUUAAAGAAUGAGUGUGAAAGGGUUGUCUCCCUCCGGUUGCUUGAGAAAGAGGAGACGGACUGUCUGAACAAAUGAAACCUGACAUGUCUAGUUUUGUUCCUGCCUAUGGCCAACAGGGGGAGCAGUUUUACCAAAUGCUGUUUUCAGAUGGAUGUACAAGCCUGACCAACAGACAUGACACAUCAACUACUUAACACAUCACACUUAACCUAAACAUAAGCUGGAUGAAAUAUGACUAAGUCUUGAAAAAUGUGAUCUUGCGCUGGUGUAUGCGGAUAUGAAAAAGGCAUGUUCAGUCCAUCCUAGUCAGUGCUGGACUCAUCCUCUUCUCCCUCAUAAUGGAAACACUACAGAAUGUUCUAGAAGCCUCCCUCAUAGUCAUACCCUCAGUCUGUUUCUGCUAUAGAUGGUUGUUCUGUGAUCUCAUAAGUUUAUUAUUUCCAACUCUGCUUAUGAUCAAAAGACUCAUUCUUGUUUAAACAACCAUUUUUCUAUUUGUCUAUAGACUGUCAGACAAUCAAACAUCAGUAGUGUUUUAAUUAACCAUCACACUCUUUUCCCAUCUGGACACAUGGAACAUAACUGCUGUGGCUUGCUGUCUGUCAUCCUUUCUGUAUUCCUCUAUCUCUGACCCUGGUUUGGAAGGACACUGCCUCCGACAGUGGCAACAGCCAGGUUCUCACCUUUUCAUUGGUUCUUUUUAUGGAGGUUGUCAGAAACCCUACCUCCGUGCUUCGCUCUCACUGCAUGUACAAACGGCAUGUCAAAACUGUAAUAUUAGAUCAUUGUCACUGUUUCUGAAAAGUGUUAAUUUAUUUCUUCCAAAUGCUUCUAAUAGUUUCAUUGUCUUAAAUCAUAAUAGGUUGCCAUCACUUGUUUGCAAACUGGGGAAAGUAAUUGUCCCUAAGUUGUUUUCACAAUGCAGAUAUUGCUGUCUAUCAUUAGCUGAGAUGAGAGGACAGGGUGACGUGAUCAUUUAUGGAUUGCUGUAAGGUUUCCAUGGGAACAGGUUUCUGUUUCUAUUGGUUAGUUUUGCUAUUAUGCUGCUACACAAGUGGACUCCUAGUGUGAUUUAUAGGUCUGCUGAGGGAUGUCAGAUCUAUUUAUUAUAUCUGUACCAUAGCAGAGUGACUGAGAUGAGAAGAGUUAUUUAUAUUUUUUUCCCUUGAGACUGUAUUAUAAUUUAAUGAAUUUUUUUUUUGUGUGUGUUUUUUGCUUGAAUCGUGGUUUCCCUUGUAUAAUGUGUACAGUGUGUUUUGGGGCAUUGCUGACCUAAAGAAGCAUACAAUCUUAUUAAAGGGAUACAUUGUUAAUAAAAAAAACAAAUCUUGAACUA